AUGUCUUCCUCCCACGACUACAUACACCCCCUUCAGCGACCCGAUGAUCCUGGCGAUACCUCCGGCUCUGAUGACGACGACCUGGACCUCGAGGAGCUUGACCCCAAUUCACCGCCGCCGCAAACCUCUCGAGAAUCCCGCGAUUACUCUGGAAGAUCGCGCAACUAUGGACCUGGUAUCGCCCUUCGGAAUCUACGUGUAGGUGGCGGGAAUCGGUGGAAACGCCUCUCGUCGGGAGAAGGGGAAGCACAGGAGGACACACAUGCGCUACUUGAGAAUCAUGGCGAUGACGGGCUACGGAGGUCGCAUGGUAGCUCGAGGAACUUAGCGGAGGAUGAUGCGCCAUUGCUUGAUCGUCGAAGUUCGACUCGGCUGCUCGGAGACGAUGAGCCAUCUCAAAAAGGCGGCCGAUUACGCUUGCCAAGUUUCAGAAGCCCUGGUUUCUUGCAAAGAGCAUCAAAUCGACUAAGACACAACCGUGAGGAUCACACAGCUAAGCCACCGCGAGAUGUGUUAGUCGGGCAACAGCAGCCAACUAAAUACCCACCAAACAUCGUGUCCAAUGCGAAAUACACCCCCUGGAGCUUCCUGCCACGCACGCUGUAUAACGAAUUCUCCUUCUUCUUCAAUAUCUACUUCCUCCUGGUUGCCUUGUCGCAGAUCAUUCCUAUCUUACGGAUCGGCUACAUGUCUUCAUACAUUGCACCAUUGGCAUGUGUGGUCUCCAUCUCUUUAGGGAAAGAGGCCCUCGACGACAUUGGACGCCGACGUCGCGACGCCGAGUCAAACGCUGAAGAAUUCACGAUCGUCUCUCUUGAAAAAUCAACCGCCAUAGAAAAAACAAAGAAAUCUCGGGACCUCAAGGUGGGGGAUGUCCUGAAGGUCCGCAAAAACCAACGACUGCCGGCCGAUGUCGUGAUUCUCAAAAGCAUCUCCAAUGAUUCUGGUUCUGAUCGCCCGUAUUCUAUCGAUGAUGUCAUCCCUGGCAGUUCUGCGGAACCAGCUGGUCUCCUUGGCCCUGGUCUGGAGCCCCCAGAUGCUGCUAGUGAAAGUCCGCCGGCCACUGUCGAUUCGUCUUCUAGUGAUACUUUCAUUCGAACGGACCAGCUGGAUGGAGAAACAGACUGGAAGCUUCAUCACCGCCAGCCCCCUGACAAGCGAGUCAAUGAGUUCGUUGGUACAAUUGAAUUGAGUGCCCCUAUGGGCUUUUAUGAUGCCCACGUCGACAAGUCGGCCUCUUUACAAACUCCAAGCAGAGAGCCAGGGGAUGGUGAAAGUUGCAAUAUGAACUCUGCACCUCUGACAAUCGACAACACUGCCUGGGCAAACACUGUCCUCGCUUCAAACACCAUCACGUACGCCGCCAUCAUAUACACCGGAUCGCAGACUCGAGCUGCACUUUCAACAUCAGCUUCGCGAUCAAAAGUGGGGCUCCUAGAAUAUGAGAUCAACAAUCUCACAAAAAUCUUAUGUGCUUUGACCCUCGCCUUGUCAAUUGUCCUUGUUGCCCUGCGAGGUUUUGAACCGACCAAUGACAAGGAGUGGUAUGUCUCGAUUAUGAUUUACCUCAUUCUUUUUUCGACUAUCAUUCCCAUGAGUCUUCGGGUCAAUUUAGAUAUGGCCAAAACUGUUUACGGUCGAUUCAUCCAGCGCGAUAAGGAUAUUCCGGAUACAGUGGUCCGAACAAGUACGAUCCCUGAAGAUUUGGGUCGAAUUGAAUACCUUCUAUCUGACAAAACCGGCACUUUGACUCAAAAUGAGAUGGAAUUGAAAAAGAUUCAUGUUGGCACUGUGUCUUAUGCGAAUGAGGCAAUGGAUGAAGUAUCAUCAUUCAUUCGUCAAGGCUUUGCUGGAAACAGCUUGACAACUCCGUCAACUGUAUUCGGCACUCAAUCUGGGCAAGCUGCCGCUCCACGGACAAGAAGAGAGAUUGGCUCUCGUGUCCGUGACAUCAUCCUUGCCCUUGCCCUCUGCCACAAUGUCACGCCAACAAACGAGGAGGAGGAUGGACGGAAGGUGACCAGCUAUCAAGCCUCCUCGCCGGAUGAGAUUGCCAUUGUUCAGUACACCGAGGAAGUAGGACUGAAGUUGUCAUACCGAGACCGCCAAAGCGUGAUCCUUGAAUCCACUGACUCCAAGCAAGUCGUCGUUCGCGUGCGCAUUCUUGACAUCUUUCCCUUCACGUCCGAUAGCAAGCGAAUGGGUAUCAUUGUCCAAUUCGAGCAAGAUGGCAAUUCCUUGGAGACCAACACCGAGCCUGAGAUCUGGUUCUACCAGAAGGGUGCGGAUACAGUCAUGUCAUCAAUCGUUGCGGCAAAUGACUGGCUUGAUGAAGAAACGGCAAACAUGGCGCGGGAAGGUUUGCGAACCCUUGUGAUCGGACGGAAGCGCCUUUCUCUGCAACAGUAUCAAGAAUUUGCUGCCAAGUACAAACAGGCAUCCCUCUCUCUUCAGAGUCGAGACCUUGGAAUGGCCAAGGUUGUGAGUGAAUAUCUUGAACACGACCUGGAACUUCUUGGCGUGACUGGUGUGGAGGAUCGUCUCCAGCGAGAUGUCAAAUCGUCUCUUGAGUUGAUGCGCAAUGCCGGAAUCAAGAUUUGGAUGUUGACUGGCGACAAGGUAGAAACAGCACGGUGUGUUGCCAUUUCAGCAAAAUUGGUUUCUCGAGGACAGUACAUCCAUACCGUUUCCAAGGUGACCGACAAAUCUGCCGCUCAAGAGGCGCUAGACUUUCUGCGCAAUAAGACUGACUGCUGCUUGUUAAUUGAUGGCGAGUCCCUCGGCCUGAUGCUUUCUGAAUUCCGAACUGCUUUUGUCUCUGUGGCGGUACUCUUACCUGCUGUCAUUGCGUGCCGAUGUUCUCCAACGCAGAAAGCUGAGGUGGCUGACUUGAUUCGGAAACACACGAAAAAGCGUGUGUGCUGUAUUGGCGACGGCGGCAACGAUGUUUCCAUGAUUCAGGCCGCCGAUGUUGGCAUUGGUAUUGUGGGCAAAGAGGGUCGCCAGGCCUCCCUGGCGGCCGAUUUCAGUAUCACCCAGUUCCACCAUCUGACCAAACUUCUCGUUUGGCACGGCCGCAACUCGUAUAAGCGCUCCGCCAAGCUUGCGCAGUUCAUUAUGCAUCGUGGACUCAUCAUCAGUGUGUGCCAAACUAUGUACAGCAUCGCAGGUCACUUCGAUCCAAAAGGCCUGUUCAUCAACUGGCUCAUGAUCGGCUACGCCACUGUCUACACGAAUGCGCCCGUCUUCUCACUCGUUUUUGAUCGAGAUGUUGAUGAGCGCCUUGCCAACCUCUACCCAGAAUUGUACAAAGAACUCAAGACCGGCAAGAGUUUGAGUUAUCGCUCAUUCUUCACUUGGGUGCUUAUCUCGGUCUACCAGGGCGCCGUCAUCCAGGGCUUGUCUCAGGUUCUUUUGCAAACCAUCACUGGCCCACGCUUGAUCAGUAUCUCCUUCACAGCUCUGGUUCUCAAUGAACUCGGCAUGGUGGGUAUUGCAAUCACGACUUGGCAUCCUGUAAUGAUUGUCUGUCUACUCGGCACCGCCCUCUUGUACGCAGGCAGUGUUCCAUUCCUCGGAGACUACUUCAAUCUGCACUACGUGAUCACGCUUGACUGGCUCUGGCGUGUGGUGGUAGUGCUUGCUGUUUCCUUGCUUCCUGUUUGGGCUGGCAAACUGAUCAAGCAGUCCUGGAGCCCCCCGAGCUACCGCAAGGUGCGCGGAUGA
Messenger RNA from Penicillium macrosclerotiorum, 3726 nucleotides. RefSeq names its product aminophospholipid-translocating P4-type ATPase NEO1. Gene Ontology annotation, biological process: phospholipid translocation; endocytosis; retrograde vesicle-mediated transport, Golgi to endoplasmic reticulum. The record is from RefSeq and is a predicted model, not a curated record. Gene Ontology annotation, cellular component: plasma membrane; endosome; trans-Golgi network. Gene Ontology annotation, molecular function: ATP binding; ATPase-coupled intramembrane lipid carrier activity; magnesium ion binding. The transcript has 3 exons. Lineage: Eukaryota; Fungi; Ascomycota; Eurotiomycetes; Eurotiales; Aspergillaceae. Bases 1 to 3726 code for a protein of 1241 amino acids.